This is a messenger RNA of Planococcus citri (citrus mealybug), 3973 nucleotides long. RefSeq lists its product as uncharacterized. NCBI's taxonomy places the organism in Eukaryota, Metazoa, Arthropoda, Insecta, Hemiptera, Pseudococcidae. The coding region runs from base 11 to 658 and encodes 215 amino acids. The transcript is spliced from 7 exons. The record is from RefSeq and is a predicted model, not a curated record.
CUUGUGUGUAAUGUUUCUAGGGUACCCAAUAGCGUGCAAAAAUGUUCUCUGUCUAUCUCGAAGAAGACUGGGAGGUGUAGAGUGUAGCGAGCUAGGAUGCAACUGCAAUCUGGCUUUCUCAUGUCAGUCAUAUGUUGAUCCAGUGCCAGUUGCCAGUUCCAUACCUUUUGUAUUUUGCGGAUAUCGGAAUUUUGGUUAUCUGUAUUUCAAAAUACACAAGAAAAUGAUGCCACAUUCAUCUGUUUUACUAAUAAUCUUGAUAGCAUAUUCAGCACAUUCUUUCGGAGUGACCAUCCCUUAUGAAAAUAAUGCUCGGAUCCAUUACUCUUACAAAGAAAACAUCACUAUUUCUUGUACUGGAACAGAUAAAGUAGCAUGGAGGCAUAUCGAUGCCUUUUGGAUGAAAGGUAAUUACACAGUAAUUGAACAGACCCCGUACAGAAAAAUCCUUCAAAUAAAAAACGCUACACUUUAUCAUACUGGGGUAUACGAAUGUUUUUCAAUAAACAACAGCGACGACUUCAUGAGCCUUUGGGUUCUUCCUGAUAACACCUGUUACCCACACAAUGGAACCCAAUUUGCCAUGAUAAGCCCACUGGGAAGCCAUCCAGCUUACAUAACAUCUGAAGGCACCUUUGACGAACCUUACACACCUUAGAGGCAACUCAGUUUACAUAAUGAUCAAAUUAUGGCGAUUUCAUCAAAUUGACGAAUGAAGAAAAUGAUCUUGAAUUAUAACUAACACCUUUAACUAACAUAUUAAGAGGAACGCGUCGAUACCUACUUAAAAAUAAUGAUGCUUAAAAAAAGAAAUAAAAAAAUAUAAGCAAAUUAGGUAGAAUUUUUCAUUUUCAAAAAAGAAAACGAGAGAGCAUGAUUGAGAAAAAUCAUCAGUAUAUAGAUGAAUUUAUAGCAAUUUCAACGAUACUUUUUUUGGCAUCUUUGGUUUGGACUUGAAAAAUAUCAAACAACUCCUCCAUUUUUCUCCCGAAGAAAAAAAAAGGUAAACAUUGAACUAUGGCGGCCAUUCUUCCAGCAUAGGACUCGCAUGAAAUUUUUUUGAAUAGAUAAAACUAGAUCGAAAGAGCAUGCAAACAUUUAUCACUAGCCAAAAUUUCAAGAGCUAAAGUGUAUUUUUUCCGAUUUUUCAAAAUCAAAUUUACUUACUCCAAAAAUGAGAAAAAAAUCAAAAUGUUACCAAAUGGACUUGUAAAGCUGAAAUUUGGAAGCUAUCCUGUUAUCGACCUGCUAACUCGAUUGGAAACUGGUUCAGAUCGUUUUUAGCAGUUCUGGAGCCUCCUGCAGAUUUUUUGAAAUUUGAAAAUUUCUAAAAUUUUAUCAAAAGAAGUUGGAAAUUCGAAAUUUACGCUGCACUUCAACUUAAAUACGCUGUUAAGUCGACUGCUGUUGAAUUUGAGUCAUUAUGGAGCCUCCAGCAACUUUUUAAAAAUUCUUGGAGCCUCCAGUAGAUUUUGAAACUUGAAAUUUCCACAACAUUUUAUCGAACGCAGUUGGAAAGCCAAAAUUCAUUCUGUGAACUAAAUAAAACACGUUAUGAAGUUCACUGCAGGCAGAUUUCAAGUCAUUUUGGAGCCUCCAGCGACUGUUUGGAAAUCGCUGGAGCCUGCAGCAGAUUUUUCAAUGCUUGAAAUUUCCAUAAAAUUGAACUAAAUAUAGUUAGAAAUCAAAAAUUCACUCCGCUCUAUCCAAUUUUUGACUUUCCAAAUCGACUCGAAACGGUUACAAACCAUUUUGAGCAUUUUUGGAGCCUCUAGCACAUUUUUGAAAUUUGAAUAUAAAGUUGGAAAUUCGAAAUUCACGCAGCACUCAAACUUAAAUACGCUGUUAAGUCGACUACUGUUGAAUUUGACUCGUUUUGGAGUGUCUAGCGACUUUUUAAAAAUUCUUGGAGCCUCCAGUAGAUUUUCGAAACUUGAAAUUUUCACAAAAUUUUAUCGAAUGCAGUUGGAAAGCCAAAAUUCAUUCUGUGAACAAAACGAGAUACGCUAUGAAGUUCACUGCACGCAGAUUUCAGGUUAUUUUGGAGCCUCCAGCAACUUUUUGGAAAUCGCUAGAGCCUGCAGCAGAUUUUUCAAUGCUUGAAAUUUCUAUAAAAUUAAACUAAAUAUAGUUAGAAAUCAAAAAUUCACUCCGUACUAUCCAAUUUUUGACUUGCCAAAUCGACUCGAAACGGUUUCAAACCGUUUUGAGCAGUUCUGGAGCCUCCAGCACAUUUUUGAAACUCGAAAUUCUCACAAAAUUUCAUCAAAUGGACUUGGAAAGCCGAAAUUCACUCUGCAAACUAAUGUCAAUACGCUACGAAGUCAAUUGAAGGUGGAUUUUAAGUUAUUUUGGAGCCUCCUGCGACUUUUUGAGAAAUACUGGAGCCUCCAGUAGAGUUUUGAAACUUGAAAUUUGCCAAAAUUUAAUCGAAUGGAGAUGGAAAGCCGAACUUCAUUCUGCAAACUAUAAUUUCCAAACGCGACAGAAAGUCGACUGCUGGUGGAUUUCAAGUCUUUUUGGAGCCUCCAGCGAUCUUUUGAAAAUGACUGGAAUCUCCACUAGAUUUUUUAAACUUGAAAUUCCCACUACAUUUUAUCAAAUGGAGUUAGCAAACUGAAAUAUACUUCGCAAACCCACUGCAAUACGAUAUGAACUCGACGGCAUAUCUAGUGGUUUCAAAUCUUGAAAUCCACCAGCACUAUACCAGCAGCUUCGACCUCGUAGCGUAUUGAAAUUUGUUUGCAGAAUGAAGUUCGGCUUUCCAUUUCCAUUUGAUGAAAUUUGGUGAGAAUUUUCGAAUUACAAAAAUGUGCUGGAGGCUCCAGAACUGCUCAAAACGGUUCGAAACCGUUUCCAAUCGAUUCGGUACGUCGAAAAUAGGCUAUAUCCCAAAUUUCAGCUUUCUUGGUGAAUUUGGUAAAAUUUUGAUUUUUUCCCUCAUAUUUGGUCUAAAUUUGAUUUUCAAAAAUUCACCAAAAAUCGAAAAAUACACUUCAGUACUUGAAAUUUUGGCCAGUGAUAAAUUGUUGAAUGCCCUUUCAACCUAGCUUUGUACGAUUUAAAAAAUGUCGUGCAAGUCCUAUGUUGGAACGCAAAAUCUGCGAUUUCGGCUGACCUGUCAAUCAAAGUGGCCGCCAUUUUGUAAGUAGGGCCACUUUUUUCUGGGGACAAGGGCUAGAAAUGUUCCUUAGGACUCCCCCUUCCAGAAAAAAGUUGUCCCGGUGGAUCGACCGGGGGGGGGGGUGUAAUUGAUCUUUAUGCGGGCUUCCCGACAAUAGAUAAUUAUAAGAAGGUACUUCCUUAGUUCUCUGCUUUUUGAUGAAAUUUGAGAAUCUUGAAGCAAUCAAAAGUUGCACUGGUGUGGUAUAGGUAACUAGUGUAUUGUAUAGGUAUUUCUCUCGAGUUAAUAAAAAUGAAGCUAGAGAGCGUGUUAGUUGGUUUCGGUUGUGAGGUUUGUUGAGGUUUGAGCUUCGGAUAUCUGAACCUACUAACUUAUGAUUUAUCUCUUGUGUGAUGUAGACGUAUCUUGUGCUUUUCGUUAAGAUUUUUCCUGCUAUCUUUAUUGAUGUUUUUGUUGAAUUAAUAUUCGAGUUGAACAAUUAACAAUAUUUUUAUUUACGAGAUUCACGUGUUAAAUAUUUUAUUUGGAGUUCAUUGUGAUGGGCAAAUGAGCAAACAAGUAAUUUUGUGCCUUCCGAAGAAGAACCAGUAAAUUUGAACAAUUUCGUUUGUCUAUUGAAAACUAAUUUUGGGCACUCUUAGAAUCAACUGAAAAAUCUGAAUAUCGAUUUCGUCAGGAAAUUUAUAACCUGGAUAUUAACCACAGGUGUGUGGAAUUUCAUUUUUUUUUACAACCAGCUAUCUUGAAACUUCCAAUUUGUGUUACUCAGAAAAAAGGUUCUCCGAGUUAGACAUCCAAUAGCACAUUCUGGGGUUUUGGUUAAAAAAAAAAAAAAAAAAAAAAAAACAA